AGUGAAGACAAGAAACUCGGCAGGCUGCAUCCUGCGAUCAAUUUCCAGCCCUAUUUCUCACUUGACGACCCUUAUUCUAGGGUUGCCAAGCCACACGUACAUCGACAGGCUCUCGAUCCACACCAAGGAUCAUGUACGGGUUCGUGAACUACGCCAUCGAGCAGCUGGUGGUACGCAACUUCGGAGACGAUAUUUGGGAGGAUAUUAAGCGCGAGGCAGAGGUUCACAUGGAAGGUUCCUUCCUGGUCCGCCUCACGUACGAAGACGAGAUUACUUACAACAUCGUAGGUGCGGCAGAGAAGGUCCUGGGAGUUCCAGCUAAUGCUAUCUUAGAAAUGUUUGGUAAGAUGUUCUUUAAGUUCUGCCAAGAGUCUGGAUACGAUACCAUUCUUCAGGUACUUGGUGCCACUGUCAGUGAUUUCUUACAGAAUCUGGACGCUCUGCACGCCACCGGCGCUGACUACCCCGGGGUGAAAGGGACCAGUUUCGGGGACUAG
Molecule: messenger RNA, 497 nt
Organism: Cherax quadricarinatus
Lineage: Eukaryota; Metazoa; Arthropoda; Malacostraca; Decapoda; Parastacidae
Product: guanylate cyclase soluble subunit beta-1
Biological process (GO): cGMP biosynthetic process; response to oxygen levels
Cellular component (GO): guanylate cyclase complex, soluble
Molecular function (GO): guanylate cyclase activity; heme binding
Source: RefSeq, a predicted model, not a curated record